This is a messenger RNA of Podarcis raffonei (Aeolian wall lizard), 1704 nucleotides long. It is a transcript of the gene PLLP, whose product is annotated as plasmolipin. Gene Ontology annotation, molecular function: structural constituent of myelin sheath. The record is from RefSeq and is a predicted model, not a curated record. The transcript is spliced from 4 exons. Gene Ontology annotation, biological process: myelination. Gene Ontology annotation, cellular component: membrane. Lineage: Eukaryota; Metazoa; Chordata; Lepidosauria; Squamata; Lacertidae. The coding region runs from base 173 to 727 and encodes 184 amino acids.
UGCCCUGCCCUGCCUGCCGCCGCCUCCUGCUGCUUGUGCUCGGCGGACGCGCCUUCGAGGCACCGGGACCAGCGUUCCGAGGCAGCCCCAGCAGCAGCAGCCCGGCUCCCCGCUCCGCCGGCCCCUCUCGUGGCCCGAUCCCCCUCCGGGGGGCGCCGACCGCAGCCUCAGGAUGCCCGAGCUCCCGGCCAAAGUCAGCACCCGGACCAGCACCCCCGCCGGGGCUCAGGGCGGCGGGCUGCUGCGCUCCUCCUCGGUGGACCUCGAAUUCCUCCGCUCCCUCUUCGGGGUCCUGAUGAUCGUGGAAAUCGUGCUGGGAUGCCUGGUGUGGGCCCUCAUUGCCGACACAUAUUACCAACCGUACCCUUCCUACGGGUGGGUGAUGUUUGUCGCUAUCUUCUUCUGGCUGGUAACGGUCAUCCUUUUUGGGAUGUACCUCUUCCAACUUCAGGCGAAGCUCUACAUGAUUCCUUGGCCUAUUGUGCUAGUGGUAUUCAAUGUUGCUGCGUCCGUCUUGUAUGCAACAGCUUUCAUCACAAGCGCUGCUUCUGUUGAGCCGUACUCCUGGCCGCACUCACCAGACUACAACAGAAGAGCCUCUGCGUCGUUUUUUGCUUGCCUGGUGAUGAUUGGCUACGGGGUCAGUGCCUGCCUCAGCAUUCGAGCCUGGAGGGGAUAUGGGAGUAACACAGCAACCAGCCAAGCAACCAUUUCUAAUCACGCCUGAAAACUGUGGGCCAUUUUUAAUCAACACAACUUGACUGGGUGACAGUGGCUACUGGGGCCUUUGGGUGUUUGGUGUCUUCCCUCUGCCCUUUUCCUUUCCAGACCUAGUACUCUGAAUGCUAUUCCCAGUCCCAGCUUUAGCAUGGCCUAUGCCAAGUAUGCUGUAUGUGUUUUUAACGCCAUCUAUAGCUGGUUAAAGCACCCCACCCCACCCUAUGCACUAAUUAGUACCCUCAGACUGGUCAAGGGCCAGCUGAAUCAAUGGAGCAAAGCCAGCAAGAGACAACCCAAGGGCUGGUUCUCUCUCUCUCACACACACACGACUCGUGGCUUGCAGUGAGGCAGCACAGGUAACACCCCAUUUAGUAAUCUCAGCAUCUCAUGCCACUUUUGACCCAAUGCUUCUGCAGGGACUGCCCUGUACAAACAGAAAUCAAGUGGUCAAAAUUAAGGGGGAACCUGCCUUUCCGUACCUUGGCUGCAUGUGAUCUUAUUGCUAAAGGCCACUGCAUGUGGUGACCAUUCAAAGUUGCAGGGUCAGAUUUGUGCUGGCGAUUUGACACUCCGCAAGCCUGGUGCGCACAGGUAUUUGCCGUCACUUGAUGACCGGCAGCUGAAUGUGUCAACUGACUACACUGAGCAAGCAUCAGGUUCAAAGUGACAUCAAAGUGCUCUGAAGUGGGAAGAUGGUCCACUGAGCCACACUGUCAUCAAGGGAUGGACACGCUCCUGUGAAGCAGCCCAGAGGAUGCCCAUCUCCAGGGACGGCCAAGCCAGCACGUCUCACCAAAAACUAAACCCACUAAAAAAGCAAACCCAGCAGCCUCCCUUUAUGCCAGCCACUUGCAGCCAUUAUGUAAAUAAUGUAUAAUUAUUAACCCAGCGUGUUCCAUAGUAGCAAGGAUGCUUCUGGUACAAGACCACAGGUAUUUUAUUUCUAAAAAAAUGUUUUGUUUUAAAUAAAGUAAAUAAAUCUUU